AUGGCCGACAUUAUGGAGGAAGACCCAUCGUCUGGGCUACAAUCUUCGGAGGAAGAGGAGAUUCCCGUGGAGUCAUUGGUCAAAGGACGGGCGAAACGAAGUACCGCAGGAUUGCAUAUGUCUGCCCUUCUUGAGGCCGCUGCCGAUGAUGACUUGGCGCUUCUCUUUGAGGAAGUCGAAGACGAUAAUGAGUUUGCGGAUGUGGCAGAUCCCGACGCAGAGGAUGAAUUGCUUGAAUCGUCGGACGAGGAUGAAGAUCAAGGACCGAACGCUCAGAACGACUACGAGGGCGAACAGAAACUACAAAAAGACGAGCGCAAGAAGCGGAGAGCCCAGAAUGACCUCCGAUUCCAAACAUUGCGCAAACGAGUCAAGGUCGAUCCGACUGCCCCGUCCUCCAUGUCCGCCGCUCCCCGUCCGAAGAAAAAGUCAGAGCGCAUCUCGUGGAUCCCCACCGUGGAGGAUGGGCCUACUCGUCAAUCAUCGCGCCGACAGACCAUGGUUAAUAAGGAGCUUACGCAUGCUCGUCUCAAGGACAGCCAGGAAAAACGAGUCCGGAUCAUCGCUACAAUGAAGGAGGCAGAGAAGCGGAAGGCCCAUUUGAAACCGAAAGAGAUGACCCAGGAAGAUCAUCUUGCUGAGGCUGCGAGAGUGGAACGGCUUAAUAGCAAAAGUCUAAAUCGCUGGGAGCUGUCUGAAAAAAGAAAAGCAGACGAAAGACGAGCGAGGAUUGAGGCACUACAAAAUCGCCGUCUUGAUGGUCCAGUGAUUUCCUACUGGAGUGGUGUGGCUACAUGGACUAACGGGCGUCUCACGCGAGUGGGUAAAAUUGAUAUCAAACCCAAGGCAGAUAAAGAAGAAUCGAAGAAGAAAAAGAAAGAGAAGGAAGAGAAAGAAAAGGUCAUGGGGUCUGCAACCAUCGUUGGAUCUGCCCCUGCAUCUACCCCGGGAACAUCGCAACCACCACCAGAUCCCCGUGCAGUCGAUAUCACUGGUCCAGCAAAUCCCGCUCUACCUCCUCCCACCUUCACAUUAGAACAAAACGCGCCUGACACUAAGCCACCCGAAACUGCUACAGCUCUGACUGCAGAAAAUACAGACACACCCGUAGUGUCUUCCGGGGCAGAUGUCAGCCAGCCAGGUGCAAACUCUUCAGAGACGAAGCCAAUCGCCACCCCUUCCGAGCAGGGCAAAAACAAUGCCGUAGAAAGCAAAGCUCCAGAGAUUGGCACAAAUACACCAGUACCACCCUCUGACCAAGAUAAACCCAUCACUGCUGAAAGGCAAUGGUUGGAGUCUAAACCUUCGGAGAGAAAGACGUUUGCUGUGGAAAUCCCAGCAUCUCGCCAUGCAUUAGAUUCUGCGGGGAAUGGCUCUACUCAAAAAUUGCCUGAGCCCCCCACCAAAAACGACGAUCCUAUGGAUAUUGAUCAACCUCCAGCGGCUGCAGCGGGUGCAGGUUCUGCCAAGAUUAACCAAAAAGUUCCAGAAUCAGCGGACAAGGCAAGUUUGGCCACUCUGCACGUUGCUGGUGCCCAACCGACUUCAGUGGAGGCCCCUGUAUCACACGCCGGUACAACAGGAAAAGAACCGCCGGUAGUGGACGAGUCUCGGCCAGUUGGAUCGGCCAUGGCUAUCAGCCUUAGAAUUGCAUUGGCCCCUAAAGCCUCCUCGGCCACUGCAGCACCUAGUCAAGCCACGGUGCCCGAAAAUGCUCCAGCUCAGAGCCUAAACCAACAUUCCACAUUACAGUCCGAAUCACAAUUAUCAAAUGGAGUUGUGAAGGAACCAGCACAAGCAGAGAUUCCAGAACCCCCUUCAGUGAUCGAGCAUACAGGACGUACUCUUACGAUCUUGGAAAACUUUGAUUAUGCGACCGCCAAUAAUCGCAAAUACAGCAUGUACUUCAACGCCAAAAAGCCUGCUCGUUUGACAAAAAUCUCGUCAUCACUUUGUGUCAUCACCUCAUUGCCUUCGCGUUACCGCGAUCCAGACACCGCUCUUCCUUACGCCAAUUCAUACGCUUAUGGCCAAAUCCGCCGUUUGUUAUCGGAGGGGUAUAUCUGGAGCUCGAUGCUUGGGUGCUUUGUCGGCCCGGCUGAGGCUGCCCGUGGAGUGCCCGAGCGAUUUACAGGCAAGCCGGGUCCUGGUACAGUAAAACUACAGAUCGACAGGGAUGAGGACCCGGCCGAGUCGAUUACAGGAAAGAGGAUCGACAAAAUGGCUCUCAACGGCGAUAUUCCUUCGACGCCCACCCCAGCGGGGGCUCGAGCAGUGCCUGCAGGGGAGCCAAUGGAGAUUGAUAAAGCAUGA
Penicillium vulpinum is the source of this 2313-nucleotide messenger RNA. RefSeq names its product putative signal transducer. The transcript has 2 exons. Bases 1 to 2313 code for a protein of 770 amino acids. Gene Ontology annotation, molecular function: ATP-dependent H2AZ histone chaperone activity. Gene Ontology annotation, cellular component: nucleus. Gene Ontology annotation, biological process: chromatin remodeling; regulation of DNA-templated transcription. The record is from RefSeq and is a predicted model, not a curated record. Lineage: Eukaryota; Fungi; Ascomycota; Eurotiomycetes; Eurotiales; Aspergillaceae.